Naegleria lovaniensis is the source of this 1107-nucleotide messenger RNA. RefSeq lists its product as uncharacterized. The transcript has a single exon. Gene Ontology annotation, cellular component: Rad6-Rad18 complex; nucleus. The coding region runs from base 1 to 1107 and encodes 368 amino acids. NCBI's taxonomy places the organism in Eukaryota, Heterolobosea, Eutetramitea, Acrasida, Naegleriidae. Gene Ontology annotation, molecular function: single-stranded DNA binding; ubiquitin protein ligase activity. The record is from RefSeq and is a predicted model, not a curated record. Gene Ontology annotation, biological process: DNA damage tolerance; protein monoubiquitination.
AUGAGCAAAAAUGAAAGCCUUCUCGAUGAAGAACCAACAUGGGAGAAACGAACGAAUUUGCAAUCCCUGUCGGCUUUUGAGAACUCGUUGCAGUGUCCGAUUUGUAAAGAGCUAUUGGACAAUCCAAAAUGUAUUCGAACGUGUUUGCACUUUUUUUGUGAUUUGUGUAUUUCAAGAGAAUUUUCAUUUCGGAAUCGAUGUCCAAUCUGCAAGGAAGAAUAUUCAAAAAGUGAUAUCAUCAAAGUACCAUUUGUGUCGGACAUGAUGAACCUAUACUCAAAUGCUAGGAAAGAUCUUAUUCAACAAUUAACAAACUCUCAAAAAGAACACGAUCGAUCAGAUUUAAAUGAUCGUCACUCCACAGCUUCAAUUUCGGAAAGCCAAGAAUCUUUCGAUUGGUCUUGCCAGAGAUCAAACCAUUCUUCUCCCUCCUCUUCUUCUUCUAAAAUUCCCUCAUUAUGUUAUUCCAUAUUGAAAAACAAUCAACUCAAAGAAUACCUUAAAAAAUUCAAUUUACCAACCCAUGGAACAAGAGAGCAAAUGAUUUGGAGAAUUAAGGAAUAUAUUUUACGACAUAAUUCGAAUAUUGACAGAGUUAAACCUUUUUCAGAAGAACAAAUAAUCUCCUCAAUAGUGAAAGAAGAAAGAGAGAGAGAACAGCUAAAAUCUAAAGGAACUGUCAAUUCCUUUUUCUCUAAAACUCCAAAGAAACAAGACAUCUCAAGUGCCUCUCCAUCAAGUUUUGACUAUUCGAAUUCUGAAAUCACAGAGAGUACUUUCAAUGAACCAAAGGUUUCGCGUUUAAACAAGUCUCUAAAAAUCUCUCCACACAAAGAUGAGACAAUCAAAGAUGACUCAGCCAAUUCCUCAUCAUUCACAGCAAUAGUUCUUUCUCCUGAAGAUUCUUCCAUUAUCAUAUUAACACCACCCUUUAAAAGAGAUGAAAACAGUGAUGAUGACGAUAAUGAACGAGAGAGCAGUUGUUCUUCAUCUCCUCAGAUUUGCAAGAGAAAACAAGCACCAAACAUUUCUAAUGAUACGCCCACAGAAUGGAAAAAGCGAUGUACAGUCAAAAUUCGACAUAAAAGCAACCACGUUCAGAAUUGA